Molecule: messenger RNA, 2329 nt
Organism: Limulus polyphemus (Atlantic horseshoe crab)
Lineage: Eukaryota; Metazoa; Arthropoda; Merostomata; Xiphosura; Limulidae
Gene: l(2)34Fd
Product: nucleolar protein 10-like
Exons: 20
Biological process (GO): maturation of SSU-rRNA from tricistronic rRNA transcript (SSU-rRNA, 5.8S rRNA, LSU-rRNA)
Cellular component (GO): 90S preribosome; small-subunit processome; nucleolus
Molecular function (GO): protein binding
Source: RefSeq, a predicted model, not a curated record
UAUGACGGUCCAAUUCUUACAUAUAGCACUUCGAGUCCAAGUUACUGGGAUAUAUAAAUAUUUCAGAACUUAUUUCAAAAAAUGCAGACGAUUUUGAGAACGCUAGAUGACUCUGUUAUCAAUUUUCAUUAAGUGCUAAAACGUGUUUUAGUUCAAACUAUAAAGAUCAAAUUUUACAAAAUGCAAGUUUCUAACCCCAAUGAUGUGAAGAUUUACAACCUAAGUGCAGGAAAGUCGUUACCAGAGUGGUUAACAGACAGAAAGAAGAGGCUCUUGCAGAACAAAGAUGUUGACAUUCGCCGUAGAAUUGAACUCAUCCAAGAUUUUGAAAUGCCUGGUGUUAGCACUUCUGUCAGAGUAUCAGGUGAUGGACAAUAUGUACUUGCUACAGGGGUUUAUAAACCAAGGGUGAGGUGUUAUGAUGUCAAUCAGCUGUCCAUGAAAUUUGAGAGAUGUUUUGACUCAGAAGUUGUAUCAUUUGAAAUCCUUUCGGAUGAUUAUUCAAAGCUGGUAUUUCUUCAGUGUGAUCGUUACAUCGAGUUUCAUGCAGCAUAUGGACGCUACCACAGGAUAAGGAUACCAAAAUUUGGAAGAGAUAUGGCUUAUCAUUAUGCAUCCUGUGACCUGUAUUGUGUUGGAGCCAGUUCUGAAGUUUAUCGAAUCAACUUGGAACAAGGAAGGUUUUUAAACUCGUUUCAGACUGAUGCAAACUCUCUCAGUGUGUGUAAAAUAAACCCUGUUCAUCAUCUGUUUGUCUGUGGUACUAAUGAGGGUCGGGUAGAAGCAUGGGAUCCACGUUCACGACAUCGUGUUGGAGUUUUAGAUUGUGCACUCAGCAGUGUAACUGAGGAAACAGAUGUAAAUGGGAUACCAUCUGUGACUGCCUUAUCUUUUAAAGAUGGUCUGCAAAUGGCAGUUGGUACAGCUACAGGACAGAUAUUAUUGUACGAUAUCCGAGCAUCUUCUCCUCUUCUGGUUAAGGACCAUAUGUAUGGACUUCCAAUUAAAGAUAUUGAAUAUCACGCUGGUAUGGACCUUGUGGUGUCUAUUGAUAGAAAGAUUGUUAAAUUGUGGGAUAGAACAACAGGAAAACCAUUUACAUCUAUUCAGCCACAGGCAGACCUGAAUGACUUAUGUUUGUAUCCUAACUCAGGAAUGCUGUUUUUAACAAAUGAAGACAGAAAGAUUUUAACAUAUUACAUUCCUAGUUUAGGACCUGCACCAAGAUGGUGCUCAUUUUUAGACAGUUUGACAGAAGAAUUGGAAGAGUCAAACCAUAACACAGUGUAUGAUGACUACAAGUUUGUCACAAGGAAAGAACUAGAAGAUCUGGGACUGUUGCAUCUUAUUGGUUCCAAUCUCUUAAGGGCAUACAUGCAUGGUUUUUUCAUGGAUAUAAGACUUUAUCACAAGGCAAAGGCUAUAGCUAAUCCAUUUGCCUACGAAGAUUACAGACGAAAGAAAAUUAGAGAAACGAUUGAGGCAGAGAGAGCAAAUAGGGUGAAAGUUAAUAAACUUCCAGCUGUUAAUAAAGAACUGGCUAAGAAACUUAUUGAUAAAGAGGAAGAUGAAAAAAAUAAAACAAAGAAGGGACCAAACUUGCUUGAAGACAAUCGAUUUAAGGCCAUGUUUGAAAAUCCAGAUUUUGAAGUCAAUGAAACAAGCGAAGAAUAUCGAAUGUUAAACCCUCAUAUUACCAAAUUAGACAAAUCCAAGAAAAAAAACAACAAGAAAAGGCAUCAAAUACAUUAACAGGCCAAUUCUGAGAAAAACCAAGAGUCUUCUGACUCUGAUGAAAGCAGUUCUGAUGAUGAUAGGGCUUGGGCUCAGGAAGUUAAGAAGACUUAUCGUUCAAUUCGUCGACAAGAAAGACUCAAAAAAGAUGAAUCAGAUACAGAUGUUCAUUCCCAACCAAAAUUCUAUGAACUUAAAGAAGGCCAGCAGUUUUCUAGCUUCAAGAAACCUGGAGUUAAAAUGAUGUCUGAAAACAGCAUGGCUACCUUAGGUGAACGACUUGAGAGUGUUGAAAAGGAAGAUGAAGCUGUCAGUCAGAGAGAUUUAUCGAGUGGUAGCCGUACAAUGACAUUUACAUUAAAGAAGAGUAAGCAGCAAGUGAAAAGAGAAGAAGAAAAUAAACGGCACUUACAAGAAAGAAGAACACUUUCUAGAUCAGCAAAAGGCAUCAUGAGUAAGCCAAGGUCAAAAUCCUGGCAACGUUCUGGUGGAAGACUUAAAUGAUGUAGUUGUGCUACAUUAUUAUGUAAAAAAAUGAUGUGUACAAACAAAGAAUUUCAUAAAAUCAAUAAACAUACAAUUGUUAUCUACAAAA